Xiphophorus maculatus (southern platyfish) is the source of this 2562-nucleotide messenger RNA. Its product is annotated as chloride channel CLIC-like protein 1. The record is from RefSeq and is a predicted model, not a curated record. Bases 74 to 1387 code for a protein of 437 amino acids. Gene Ontology annotation, molecular function: chloride channel activity. Gene Ontology annotation, cellular component: membrane; endoplasmic reticulum. The transcript has 10 exons. NCBI's taxonomy places the organism in Eukaryota, Metazoa, Chordata, Actinopteri, Cyprinodontiformes, Poeciliidae.
CACCUUGACUCAGAUCAUCUUUUCACUUUGUUCCAAUCUGCAGGAUUGUGUGUGGAAACCUUCUGAGGAAAGAAUGUGGAGUCUCUUUGAGAUUGUGGCAAAACCAAAACUGAGGUAUGAUUUAGUGUUGAAGAGGUUCCUUGGCAGGCUCCUGAGGGAAAUAUACCGGGCUGGUGAGCCCACAGACUUCAACAACUUAUACUACAAUGCCAAAAUCAAGCUGUCAAGAUCAACUAUAAGAGAAAUUGAAUUGUUUAUGAAUGAUGAAGACAACCGCAGACCCGAGGCUUUGGAUGAUGCUCUCAGUGGCAUACUGGUGGAACUUAAACCUCACAAUUUUUUCACCAGUUCUGAAUACACGUUUGGAGUAGAUAGCGUCCCAAUGUUAACAAUCGGGUUCUUUUCGAUAUUUUUUGUACUUAUUGCCUUAAUUAAGCCACAGCUAAGAGUUUCCUGGUUGAAGUGUUUCAUUACAACAUUUGCCAUCUCCUUCUUUGCCAGCAUUCCUUGGAACUGGCUCUAUCUGUACAAGGGAGCCUAUGCAAAACACCAGAGCAAACUAAUGAAAGUGGAAAUACUCCAUAAAGAGUGCAUGAAACUACAGAAUCUUAGCUGGUUUGGUAGUAUUCGAGAAUGGUUCAAAUCCACUUUGACUUUUCAAAGUGACCCUUGUGAGGAAUACCUAAAGAUCCUCCUAAUUGACCCCUUUCUCGAGGUACCGCCAAUCAAGGCAAUUGUGUACACAUUGACCACCUUCAUCAUAGAGCCACUGAGGGCCUUAGGAGAAGGGAUGGGUGGUUUCUUUCAAGCACUCGUCAAAGAUCUACCAUUUAUCCUUUGGAUACCAGUCCUCAUCAUUAUCACCAUACUAAGUUUGGGAGCUCUGAUGGUAGGACUGCCAGCAGUUUUCCCUCAGCAAGUCAGACGUUUUCUACCUUGGUUGGAUAGAAACCAGGGUACACAAGCACCUAACCAACUCCAAAAUGACAAUGUCAGGAUAGAGCAGACUGUCAUUUAUCAAAGCCAACCCAACAGCAUUCUAAGAAGUGCUGACCGUCCACAAAAUGAGGGGGUUCCUGACCCUGAGGGGUGCCAGGGAAGCACUGAUGAGAGGAAUAAUAUCUCUAUUAAUUCCAGCUUUGAAGACCAGCAGGAGAUGUGGGAGGAGGUCAGGUGGAGUACUGUGACUCCAACAGACCAAGCAAAAGGCAGUCAACCUGAAUUAGAUUAUUCACAGGUAAAGAAUAAAAAGGUAAAAGCAGAGAAGAAAGGUUCUCAUGAUGAGCCUUGUGGAGACAGUGCAGCACCUGCACCUUUGGCGUACAGGAGAAAGGGCGUCAGCAUCUCUCAGAUUCACACUGAAAAUGUUUCUGCUCAGAAGAUAUGAUCAGCUCCAAUGGAUUACCUGUACUUACAGCUCAAAGCUAAAUAACAUCAGUAUUUACUAUCAGUGAUGGCUGUUCACUUCAAAAUACAUUAAAUGAGAACAAUUGGAUUCAAAUUAAGCUGAACCAAUACUGAGCAGUUUGUUGUCUGGUCUGCAGCACUGUAGCUGCAUUAAGGAAGAGCUGAUCGUAUCAAAAGGACUUUGUUCCCAUUGAUUCUCUCUUAAACUGAUUUAGUUCAGACAUUUUUUUUCACUGUGUUUAAAUAUUUUAUCUAUUUCCUAUAAUCAUGGUGGUGGAGCAAUACUACAAGAUAGAUUCAUGAAACAUGAAUGUGCAAUGACCAGAUACUUGGUUUAGUAUGAUAAUUUCAGCUUCUUGUUUGCAUUAAACACAUACAACUUGAAAUAUUUACUCACGUUAUUUUAUGAUGUCCGUUUUAAUAUUUUUUUCUCUAGAAAUUAAACUCUUUACAAAAUAUAAAAAGAGUGCAGACAAUAUGAAUGAGUGCAAUAUUUUUUACUUAGAUUCUUAAAACCUAUAAAGCAAUUAACUUUUUAAAAAUAUUUUUUACAGACUUUGUGAGUUAGUGUCAAAGAUACAGAUGUCCUUUUGUACGGAUAUGUUGUAAGACAUGCAACAUAAAAAGCAAAAACAGAGUCCACGUUAUACAUCCCAUUUAACAAGUUAAAAUUAGGAUUAAAAAGUGCACUCGAUAUUCUUGAAGGAUAUGGAUUUUCAGCUCAUAUUGACAGCUGUGGCAGCUGUUGCGUAAAUUGGCUCUUGCUUUAUUUGUUCUUAAAAAAUCUGCCUGUCUCUACUUCUGCUUAAAAAGAUUAUAAGGUUUGGACAAACAUAGUUUCUUUCUUUGUAAAAUGGGCUUGGUUUUUAUGUAGACUUAUACUGUGAGACAUUUAAACAAAUAUGUAAUUAGAAAAUGUUGCCAGGCACUUGACAACCAACUCAUAAAGUUAUUACAGACCCAGAUAUGCAUCCAGUCAUCUGUGUGUGCCUGUCAUUGAAAAUGUUAAAACACCUCACGUUCUGUCAUAUUUGAAGGGAUUCAAGGUUUUCUUUUUACUGUUUGUAUUUUUGCACAGUUGGUGUUACACUGCCUGUUUAUGAUAAAAAAAAUGUUGAAAUACUGUUGUUUGUAUUCUAUUUUUAGACCACAUUA